Saccostrea cuccullata (small rock oyster) is the source of this 834-nucleotide messenger RNA. Its product is annotated as plexin-B-like. The record is from RefSeq and is a predicted model, not a curated record. Gene Ontology annotation, molecular function: semaphorin receptor activity; protein binding. Gene Ontology annotation, cellular component: semaphorin receptor complex; plasma membrane. The transcript is spliced from 8 exons. The coding region runs from base 1 to 834 and encodes 277 amino acids. Gene Ontology annotation, biological process: semaphorin-plexin signaling pathway involved in axon guidance; regulation of cell migration. NCBI's taxonomy places the organism in Eukaryota, Metazoa, Mollusca, Bivalvia, Ostreida, Ostreidae.
AUGUAUGUGUGUGAGGGGGUGUGUGUGUGGGAGGGGGUGUGUGGGGUGGUUCUGAAAACCUCUUGCAAAGCAGAGCUGUAUGAUUCUCCCAUUGUAGUGGACGAGGGUCAUACUAUAAAGCAGGAUAUGGUGUUUGAUGAUUCUCAGAUGUAUCUUUACGCCAUGAGUGACAGAAAAGUGGCCAAGUUUCCAGUUCAGAAUUGUUCCAAAUUCACAACAUGCAGGGUGUGUCUGUUAAGUAAUGACCCUUAUUGUGGUUGGUGUGUCUUUGGCAACACGUGUUCAUUAAAAAUUGAGUGUUACAAUCCUACUCCUAUUCGAUGGUUGUACGCUAACGCUCCAGAGCAAGAAGACAGAUGUAUCGAAAUCCUUAAUGCCCCCCCACCAAUGUUCCAUGUCUCACAAAACAUCACCUUGAAUCUAACAAUCAAAGAUUUGCCCCGAGAUGACAAUAUCUCCUACAACUGUGUGUUUAGCUUUCCUAACGGAGAUCAGAUAUUAUCCCCAGCUGUUCAGUGGAGCUUUGGUAUUGAGUGUAGAAACCCUAAUGUUGAAAAUCUAACACUGGACUUUUACAGCAGCCUGGGAUUUAUCAACAUAAGCCUGGGUGUUUUAUCUAUUGAGACAGAACAGUUGAUUGUGUCAACACCUUAUCUUAUCUACAACUGCAGUAGCUUCACAAAUUGUACUAGAUGUGUGGACAACGUUUAUUGGUGCGUCUGGUGUUUAACUGAAAACAAGUGUCAGUACAAGACAGAUCAGUGUUCUGGGGAGAAAGUAAAAAGUCGAAAAGAUACUUAUCAACAAACCUACGCAAAAUAUAUAGAGGGGUAA